Molecule: messenger RNA, 1082 nt
Organism: Nicotiana tabacum (common tobacco)
Lineage: Eukaryota; Viridiplantae; Streptophyta; Magnoliopsida; Solanales; Solanaceae
Product: transcription factor bHLH30-like
Biological process (GO): regulation of DNA-templated transcription
Molecular function (GO): protein dimerization activity; DNA-binding transcription factor activity
Source: RefSeq, a predicted model, not a curated record
AUUAGAUUUUCCUUUCCCAAAUCUAAUAGUCUCUAGUGUUGCAAAAGAGAACAAGUGGAAGAGCACACAAGGCCAUCAAAACACUUAGAUAUCACACAUCAAAGUAAAGGGUUUCCAAGAAAAACUACUUGAUCAACAAUCAUAGAUACAUAUAUGGAUGAAGCUGGAAAUAUUUCAGGAGGAUUUAUGUUCCCAGAAAUGUCUCCACUUCUCCCAUGGACUGUCCCUCAAAGCUUCAAUACUCUUCACUUUCCGAGCAACCAAGUUCAUCACCGCGAUCCAUUUAAUCUUUUUCCACCAGUACCAUCACCUUAUGGAGGUUUAUUCAACAGAAGAUCAUCUCCUUUUGGUCUCCAAGAUGAGCUGCAGAAAGUGAGUGCUCAAGAAAUAAUGGAUGUCAAAGCUCUUGCUGCCUCAAAAAGCCACAGUGAAGCUGAAAGGAGACGUAGAGAAAGAAUUAAUAAUCAUCUUGCUAAACUCCGAAGCCUUCUUCCCAGCACUACAAAAACGGAUAAAGCAUCACUGCUAGCUGAGGUGAUACAACAUGUGAAGGAGCUCAAGAGAGAAACGUCACAAAUAACUGAUACAAAUCCAGUCCCAACUGAGAUGGACGAACUAACAGUUGAUAAUUAUUCGUCUGAUGAAGAAGGAAACUUUGUGAUCAAGGCUUCAUUGUGCUGUGAAGAUAGGUCUGAUCUUUUGCCUGACCUUAUCAAGACUUUGAAAUCUUUAAAGCUAAGAACAUUAAAGGCUGAAAUAACAACACUUGGUGGACGUGUUAAAAAUGUGUUGUUCGUAACGCAUGGAGAUCAAGAAGACCACAAUACUAAUGAUGAUCAACUGCAAUAUUCUAUAAGCUCAAUACAAGAAGCACUAAAAGCAGUGAUAGAGAAAUCUAGUGGGACUUCAGGGAGUGUUAAGAGACAAAUUAAAGGACUACUAACUUAAGUAUUCUUGAACACAGAUCUCUCUAGGGAUCGAUAUCCUUCUUAGGGAAUGGAAUUGUAGUAGAAUAGUAAAUACUUUUUUUAUUAGAGGUCUCGGGUACGAGCCUUAAGUAUAUAUGGAAUUCCUUGUAUUUA